GUCUUUAAAGAAGAGGAAGCUGUUGCUGUUAAUACUGAGGGUGAUAGUAUUUUGGAAGUGGCGAAGUCUGCUUGCAUGAAGUUUGUUAAUGAAUUGAAAGAUUUGGUCUUUGAUAGUGGAAUUGAGUAUUCUGAUAUGGAGUUAGGUGUCAGAAAACAGAUUUAUGAUUGCAUAGAGAGUUUUGAAACUAAUCAAUUAGCUGACAUUUUCAAUGAUAAAUCUGUAAAGUCUGAUAAUGUUGAUAGUGAGGUUCACUCUUCUGAUGGUCAUGAAGAAGACAAUUCUUCCGAUGAAGAGACUGAAAGUUGCAAUUAUGUUGAAGAAAAGAUUAGAAAUACUAAAUCUGUCGAUGAUGAGAGGGAAGAUGCUGAGUCUGCUGAGGAUGUGACUACAUUGGCUGAGGAUGUGACUACAUUGGCUGAGGAAGAGGUUAAAAAUGAUAAACCUGCUGAAGAUGUGACUAAGAUGGCUGAGGAAGAGAGUAAAAAUGAGAAGUCUGCUGAGGACAAGUUUGAAAAUGAUGAUUCUGCUGAGUAUUCUAUUAGAAAUGAGAAAGAUUCUGGUGGUGAGAGUAACAAUGAUACUUCUUCUGAUGAAUACAUCGAACAUGAAAGUGAGAAUGUGCAGAAAGUUUAUUAUUCAGAGAGUGGAAAGACUAUUGUUAAAUACAAUGCUGAGCAUGUUUCUGAUUUUGAGAUUGCAAAGAUUGAUGCAGAUGUUAAUUAUCAUAUGCAACCUGUUGCUGAUGAUCAAGCCAACGCUGAGCACGUUGCUGUACUAGAGAGCAGAAUUAUUGAUGCUGAGGGUAAUGAUCAGAUCAAACCUGCUGCUGAUGAUAAAUUGAAUGAAGAGCACGUUUCUGCAUUAGAGAGUGCGAAGAUUGAUUCUGAGGUUAAUGAUGUAGUCACACCUGUUUCUGGUGAUGUUGUGUCUAUUCCUACGUGUAGUAGAGGUGUGAGUAAGGUUUAUGGAAAACAGCCUGGAUUUGAAUUGUUUGUGGAACAAGAUGGUUAUUUUGAUGAAGUUGGUGAUCAAUCCGGCUUUGAUUUAGUUGGUAGAGGAAUUGAAGUGGGAUUAAAAGAUUCUUGUACUGAGAAUGUCAAUAAGGAUGCUUCUGAAGUUGAUACUUCUAAACCAACCAUGUUAGAUCAAUUGGUGCAAGAUGAAGUUGAUAAGCUUGCUGAUGUUUGUAGCGAUGAGUUUUUGCUAACUCCGGUUGAUGCUAAUUCUGAAAAGGUUGAUUUGGCUGUUCCUUCUAAUAAGAUUCCUUUAGAGAAGGUAAAUGAAUCUGAUGAGAUAGCUGAUCUUGCUGCUGCGGAGUCAGAUGUAUCAAAUGUUGUUGCUUCGUUGUCUGUUUAUAUUCCAACUGAGGAAAAGUUGAAUGAAUCGGCUGUUUUAGCUGUAAAGCCUGUUUCACCUAAAAUUGCAGAUAAAAAUGACGACACAGUUCCUGUUGCAAAAAGUAGACCAAAACUUGUUUUUAAAAGGAAAGCAGUUCAGGUUGAUGUACCGGCUGAAUUUGCAUUGAUUGAGCGAAUAAGAAAUUUAGACUCGGCAGAUAAAGUUAAAUCAAUGGGGCUGACUUUUACAAAUCAUUGUCCUUUGUUGAUGGAAAGUGUUCAUGAUAUGUGCAACCAAUUUUGGCUUUCUGAGUUUAAUGACUGGAUUGAAACUAACACGUAUAGGAGAAAACAUCCAACCAAUGAAAUUUACUAUCCAAGAGAAAAGAUAUUACGCCCAGGAUUUAGGCUUGGUGGAGAGGAAAUUACUAUAAAAGAUUUCUUCCAUAUUUUGAAUACACCUGGUGGUUAUUUGGAAUCGAGUCAUAUUGAUUGUCUGUUUACGUACCUGCGAAAGAAGUGUAUUUUUCUGAACAACAGCUAUAGUGUUUGUGGAAAUUGGUUUGAUCAGUAUGUGCAGAAUGGAUAUCGACUCUACCUCGAGAAUCAAAAAGUCACUGAUCUGCCUCAGUUUGAUGCAAUAUAUAAUUUUAUAGUUGGAGAGGAUGGACUUUAUAAGAGGGCAUGGGGCGAUCUGAAGUUCAUACUUUUUUCAGUUCAUCUUAAAAUUGAUGGCGAAUUUAAAGAUCAUUUUAUUCUUGCCAAGCUGAGUUUUGAUGAAAGAUGCUUCUAUGUGUAUAAUUCUUCUAGGAAUCUGCUAUAUGAUGAGCCUGUACGCGAAGCUAUGACUGCAUAUUCAACGUUAUUGCCAUUAAUUUUGAACUAUGUUGGAUUUUACGAUCGUACUGAUAUCAACUUCAACUCAGUUUAUUAUGUUGGCAAGAAAACAACUGAUCCAUUUGCUGUAGCUUUUAUGGAUGACCUUCCUGUUCAAGAAAAUUCAGAUUGUGGUGUGUAUGCUACUGCUUUUGCCGAAUAUUUGAUUGAAAGGAAGCGUAUUCCGAAGGCUCUUCGUAUUAAACAAAUACGUAACAGAUAUGCAGUUAAUCUGUUCAUGUAUGGUAGGUGGAAGAACAAGAGUGGUUAUGUAUCUGAUUGAAUUGUAAUUUUUGUUUUUGUUGUACAUUUGUUGAUUUGUUUUUACAGUUUUAGUAAUGUUUGACAAAUUUUUUUUUUUUUGUAAAUACUAUUAAGGAAGGAUUUGAUUUUAUUAUGAUA
This is a messenger RNA of Mercurialis annua (annual mercury), 2618 nucleotides long. RefSeq lists its product as uncharacterized. Gene Ontology annotation, molecular function: cysteine-type peptidase activity. Gene Ontology annotation, biological process: proteolysis. Lineage: Eukaryota; Viridiplantae; Streptophyta; Magnoliopsida; Malpighiales; Euphorbiaceae. The transcript has 12 exons. The coding region runs from base 76 to 2499 and encodes 807 amino acids. The record is from RefSeq and is a predicted model, not a curated record.